CAUCAUCCAUAUCGUAGCAAGUGUUUCAGUUUGAGUAUCAUCCAUAGAUGGCUGAAUCCAAACAAAAAGAUCUUCCAGGUACCAAUGACAAAUUCCGGUGUCCUAUAUGUCUGGAGGAGGUAAGGAACCCCAAGUAUUUGCCAUGUUAUCAUACGUUUUGUAAAUCCUGUAUUCAGACCUACAUUUCAAGUACGGCGGCGUGUAGCAGUGAUAAUUCUAAAACUAUUCAGUGUCCCGUAUGUAGGAAGUCCAUCCAAGCUCCAAGUGAUGACGCCUCCAGUGAAGAAUGGGCCUGUAGUUUACCAGAAGAUAAACUAAUUCUGAGUAUGUCUGUAAACUUUAAUCAAAGUGAAAACCAGCUUUGCAUGUUUUGUCAGCGAAACAAUAAAACUGUUCAAGCAAAACAUUGGUGUAAAACGUGUUCGGCAAUUAUAUGUGACGAUUGCAAAUUCGUUCAUUCAUAUGUCCCAAUUCUAGAGAGUCAUAGAAUUGUGAGCCUUUCAGAUGUGGAGGAUUUGAAAAACAACAUAGAGAUAGAUGAACCUUGUUUGGUUCACAAGGGGAAGUAUGUUGAAGUAUUCUGUCAAGACCAUGACCAACUUUGUUGCAGCAUAUGCUUUGCCACCAAACACAGAACGUGUAAAACGGUGGAGUCCAUUGAUGAUGUAUCACUGGAUAUAGAUCAAAACAGUUAUAAUAUAACUCCUAAGUGUUUGAAAUUUUUUUUGACGAAACUUGAUGCUUUACAGGUUGAAUAUAAGAAUGUGCUUGUAAAUCUCAACGCGAAAAAGCAGGAAAUCUUGACAUGCACCGAAACAAAAGUAGAAGAAAUAAAAUCACUUCUAGACAAGGCCCACAACCAAUGGAUAAAGCAGUUCGAACAGAAGCAUUCUGAUGCUGUCGGUUAUAUUGAAAUUGCAUCAGAUGAAGUAAAACGGCUUGCAACAACAAUACAAGAGACUAACACUAUGCUGCAAAGAGUUCUAGAAAACGGAACAACAAGGCAAGUAUUUACUACUAGACACAAAAUCCGACAUCAAAUCUUGGAUCAUGUCAAUCAUUUGCGUGAUCUGAGCAUCUGGGAUUUAGUGCAGAGUUACAACCAACCUGACACAGAUUUCCUACGUCAAAUUUUAGAGGAUCAACACUUUCAAAACGUCGAGGUGCUUGAAAAAUCUGAUUCAACAUUAAACACAUUGAGAGAAUUCGCAUCUGAAUUGCACAGCAAUGAUAUAUUGCGCAGACGAAAAAUCAUGUCACAGAGAGACUGGAUGUCGGUUAGAUUUGAAAAACUUUCUGAAAGUAAUCUACCUACAUGGGUGUAUUAUGGCUUAUUUGUAAAUGACACAAAAGUACUUCUGUCCAUCGAAAAACCGCCAUCUUUACAGGUUUAUGAUGUUACCGACUCUAACGCAAAAUGUAUUCAAACAUAUCCAUGUUCGACCACUCCGUUUGGUCUGUGUCUAUCGGGAGAGAACAUGGAUAAAGUUUACGUUUCUUUUGAAAACCAUGUCGAUCAUUAUCAGAUCGAUAUCUCUGAUAGCGACUGUGUGAUUUUGAAGAAGAUGGAAACUUUUCAACUCAAAAAACAUAUGAAAGCCAUUUCACGCGGCUCAACAUUAAUACUCUCGGCCAGCGAUACAAAAAAUAUGAUUUGUACGUCUGAUUUUUCAGUCAAGCAUAGUCAAAAUAGUCAAAAGACUGGAGAUCGUCCAUUUAUUGCGGCUUCAUUCCAUUCCAAUCACCAUGCCAUUAUUAGAGGCAAUGAAGUUGUAGUUGCAGACCAAGACAGUAAAGAUGUUUUUACGAAUUUUGUAAACAUAUCAAAUCCACGUGGUGUAGAGUUUGAUUUGCAAGACAAUAUUUUCAUUUGCACGAUGACGAACAAACUGAGACAGAUAAAAUACGGAGGAGGUGAGAGUCGGAACAUUGAUUUGCCAGGGAUUAAACAGUCUUACAAUGUUGUACUUCACCCAACAGGGGAAAAAAUUCUGAUUCUGGGCUUCAAUAAACAAUUUUGUGUUUACAAAGUAUUGUGAAUGUAAAUGAACCGUUGUUUGCUAUGUAGUAUUAUGAUGACCUUUUCGGAAUAGAAAAUGA
This is a messenger RNA of Magallana angulata, 2100 nucleotides long. RefSeq names its product E3 ubiquitin/ISG15 ligase TRIM25-like. The transcript has a single exon. Bases 48 to 2039 code for a protein of 663 amino acids. The record is from RefSeq and is a predicted model, not a curated record. Gene Ontology annotation, molecular function: zinc ion binding. NCBI's taxonomy places the organism in Eukaryota, Metazoa, Mollusca, Bivalvia, Ostreida, Ostreidae.